AUGAGAAAAUACGACCUAGCGUCGCUUUACUACACACAAAACCAACCUCCUGUGCCACUCCCUGUUCAUACACAACCGUUACCACAACAAAUUGAACCAAUACAAUAUCGACCAAAUGUAUCACACAAUUUGUUCCAACCAUUAACCCUUCAACAAAAGGAAUAUCCAAAUAAUCAAACAAUACAGGUAGAAACUUUCAAAACAAGCAACAAUACGUCAUCAUUUUUUGAUGAAAAUUUUGGCGAUUUUGUGGAAAAAAAGAAACCAAAAACACCAAGAGAACCAAACAACACGAAAGUUGAUGCGGCCAAGGCAAAUGACAUUUUUUAUUUGGUCAACGAAAAAAGAAAGGAAGAAAUGCAACAAAAGGAUGUGAAAGCUGAGAACAACACACAGAGCAUUUUUGACAAUUUUGGUUUUGACGACGAUGUAAAAGAACAAAAAGUCGCCCCAACAAACACACCAAAGAAAAUCAAUUAUUUUGAUUUGCUGAGUGAAACACCAGAAAACGAUGAAAAACAGGAACAAAAAAUCGAAGAAAAAGGUGAAGAGCCCAAAGUGAUUGAAAUGACCGAUUUUGUGUUAUACAAAGUGCCUGAAGCCAAACCCAACGAAGAAAAUGUUUCGAACAACCAAAUUCAACCCCACACUGAAACACAAAAAGAGAUCAAUUUCGAUGACUUCGAUUUUGACAAAUUUGUCGAAGCACCAAAAACACAAGAGGUUAUGCCAGCAAAAUCAGAGGCAAGACCAUUGAACGCACUUGAAACCAAAGAGAAAAUAAUACCACAAUUGAAUACACAAAAACAAAAGAAGUUUGAUUUUGUUAUUGAAGACGAGGAAGAAGAACCCAAAACGAGAGAAGAGAAAGUUGAACAUGAGAGCGAAAACCAGUCAGUCAUAACACAAGUUACACUGACACAACAACAAAUAGAAACUCUUAAGAAAGAGAGUUAUAAAAACUAUUUAAACCUCUACGAAAUAGACAAUGAGAAACAUGAAACAAUACUCGAGGAAGAUAAAGUGGCUGUUAAUAAAGACACUUUGAUUGAAAAGAAAGAAAAAAAGCCCAAACCCACACAACAAGACCUUUUCAGUUUCGACUUGAUUGAAUCUGAGAAGAACACAGAAGACGUCAAUGAAAGUCAAAAAAGCGAAGAACUGGUGAUUACUAUGGAACCAAAGCAGGCACCACUGGGUGUCGAUGAAAACUUAUUUGAUUUUGACUUUGAGCCGACCCCAAGAAAUCCAAACAACGUUACAACACAAAACGAACAAAUUGUCGAAAGUAAAGAAGAAAAAACGGUCGACACCCCUAAACCAUUGGACAAUCUUUUCGACUUUGGAUUUGAGCCAACCCCACGAAACACAGAUGGCACUGCAACAGAUGUGGUUCUUGAAAAUGAGUCAAUUGAAAGUGUUGCUGCGAAGGAAGAAAAGAACGAAGUCAAAACACAAACACCAGAAGACUUGUUUGACUUUGGAUUUGAAGCAACCCCACGAAUGCAAGAGACCCCAGAACCCGUUGUUGAACAUAAAGAAGUUGUCGAUGAAUUCAAACAAGAUCAUCCAACUGGGAAAAAAGAAGGAGAAAAUGUCACAGAAAAUAGACAACAAGGUGUGGAAGAGGAAAGUACUCCAAUUGAUAAGAAAGAGCAACCAAUCCAUAAGUACAGUUGUUUGUUUGAUGUUGAACAACCUGCUUUACCACAACCACAAAACGAUUUAUUAACCCUCGACGUUUCACAACAAAGUUUUGAUCCGACUGAUGCACAGAUAGAAGAGAACGUCAAGACAGGAGAAAAUGAGCAGAGGGAAAUAAGUAAUGAGGUGGGAGAAACACCAAAGGAAACGACAAGUGUGAAUAAUGCCAUAGCAGAAGGUACUGUUAAAAGAGACGAGAAGAAAACAGACGAAAGUAUAUUUGACUUCGAGAUAACACCAAACAAUGGAAACAACACAACACCACCAAUACAAGUAAUUGACACAAAAGAAGAGAUGAAGAAUGAGAGUCCAAAAGUAGUGGAAGACAUGUUUGGAGUCCAAAUUUCAAAGUCUACAGAAGAGAACAAACCAAUGAAGUCACAAGAAACGGAAAGCCAAAAGAUGAACCAAUUUGCAACGAAAAGUCCGUUGCCAAAAAUUGUCAGCCCACUCCCUCUUUUCGAAAUGGAGACCGAGCCACAACAACAAAAACUAAGGAACGACGCACUCUUCGAUUUCGACUUCGAGCCACAACAAGGUGAAACAAUUCAUCAAGCAACAGAAGAAACACAACCAACUGAAAGUGGUGUGAAUAAAAGUGUCACUGGUUCAAGCCCGGCUAUUGAAAUUGGUGAUAAUGAACAAAAUCAACAUGAAACGCCAGAGGCAGUGGAAAAUAAGCAAACAACAGCGUCACAACACGACAUCAGUGUUGAGCAGUUCUUUUUCUAA
Entamoeba invadens IP1 is the source of this 2436-nucleotide messenger RNA. RefSeq names its product Cytadherence high molecular weight protein, putative. NCBI's taxonomy places the organism in Eukaryota, Evosea, Mastigamoebida, Endamoebidae. The coding region runs from base 1 to 2436 and encodes 811 amino acids. The transcript has a single exon. The record is from RefSeq and is a predicted model, not a curated record.